Molecule: messenger RNA, 1311 nt
Organism: Lodderomyces margitis
Lineage: Eukaryota; Fungi; Ascomycota; Pichiomycetes; Serinales; Debaryomycetaceae
Gene: RIO2
Product: protein kinase
Exons: 1
Coding region: 1-1311 (436 amino acids)
Biological process (GO): protein phosphorylation; maturation of SSU-rRNA
Cellular component (GO): nucleus; preribosome, small subunit precursor; cytosol
Molecular function (GO): protein serine/threonine kinase activity; ATP binding
Source: RefSeq, a predicted model, not a curated record
AUGAAAUUGGACACUUCCCAUAUGAGGUAUUUAACCUCUGAUGAUUUUAGAGUAUUACAAGCAGUAGAACUAGGCUCGAGAAAUCAUGAAUUGGUACCCACUCAAAUGAUUCAUUCUAUAUCUGGGUUGAAAGCACCAUCAGGUACCCAAAGAGCCAUUGGAGAUCUAGCUAAAUUAAAGCUAGUCGCUCGGUUACGUAAUGCUACAUAUGAUGGAUUCAGGUUGACGUAUAAUGGGUACGAUUAUCUUGCGUUGAAGUCAAUGUUGAAUCGAAAUACAUUGUACUCAGUCGGGUCAACCAUUGGUGUGGGUAAGGAAUCAGACAUCUUUUCUGUUAGUGAUCCUCAAGGUGUACAGAAAGUCUUGAAAAUACACCGUCUCGGUAGGACUUCAUUCAAAACUGUCAAAAACAAUCGUGAUUAUUUAAAGAAUAAACACACAUCAAAUUGGAUGUAUCUAUCUCGAUUAGCAGCAGCAAAGGAGUACCAGUUUAUGCAAAUACUCUACGAUAACGAGUUUAAUGUGCCCCAGCCAUUUGACUAUUCAAGGCACUGCGUGAUGAUGGAAUGGAUCAAAGGAAUACCAAUGAAACAAUUAAACAGUAGCAACAUUGGCAAGUUGGACUAUAAAAAACUAUACUCUGAUCUCAUGUGUUUUAUUGUCAAGCUAGCUAAGGCGGGUUUAAUUCAUUGUGAUUUCAAUGAAUUCAAUAUCAUCAUCAGAGACCCAUCAGAUUCCACCAGCAAGAGUGAUUUUGUCGUUAUUGACUUCCCUCAAUGUGUAUCGAUUGAACAUGUAGAUGCAAAAGUUUACUUUGAUAGAGAUGUACAAGGCAUACGAGAUUUCUUCAAAAAGAAGUUCAAGUACGAUCCUCAACACGAUUCAACCAUGUUUGAUACUGAUGGGUACGGUGACGGGUACAAGUAUGCUUAUCCCAAUUUUAAACGUGAUGUGAUUAGGGAAAAGCUGUUGGAUGUUGAAGUUGAAGCUUCUGGAUAUGCCAAGAAGAAGACUGGUAAAAAGGAAGUUAAAGACUUGGAGAAGGCUGUGAUGGGGAUGAGAAUAACGACAGACGAGAAUGAUGAUUUGUCAGAACUUGAAGAUGAGGAAGAAGAAGAGGAGGAGUAUGAUGAGGAUGAGGAAGAUGACGAGGAAGAGGAUGAUCUUGAAGAGUAUGACGAAGAGGAUUUGAAUAUCAACAGCGAAGACAAUAACCAGGAGGAAGAAAAUGAAAAGAUCAUUGCUGCCAUCUCUGCCGGUGAUAAGAACCUCAAGAUGGAUAAACUAGGCAAUUAUAUACUAGAUGAAUAG